AUCACAUGGCAUUUCUCCAGCUUCCAGUGCCCUGCAGUGGACUGACGUGCUGUUGAAGAAACGACAGAGACAGUGAAGGUACAGAGGAUGAGGAAGUGAGUGUCACUCUCCACAGAUCUGGGCUCAGUGACACACACACGCAUGGAUCCUCUGAUGCUCCUGUUUCUCCUCAUCGCUGGGCUCACAGGUGCUGAAAGUGUGUCCUCAGUGGGAUCAGUGUCUGUACAGAGAGGAGGAUCUGUCACCAUCCCAUGUUUCUAUGAAGACAGAUAUAAAACACAUGUGAAAUACUGGUGCAAUGGGAGUGACUGGAGUUCAUGUACUCCAAAAGUACGCAGUGACUCUCUACAGAAGAGCAAUGAAGUGUCAAUCAGAGAUGAUCCUGAGCAGCGAGUCUUCACUGUGACCAUGAACAAUCUGACAGCUGUGGACUCUGGUUACUACUGCUGUGGUGUGGAGAUCAGCAGAGGUCCAGCUGUGAGAACAUGGGUUUAUCUGUCAGUCACUGAGGGUUCCCCAGGGCUGUCAGUGGACAAACAGGAGGUGACGGGUGUGGAAGGAGACAGUGUCACUGUUCAGUGUCGCUAUACGGACAGUUACAGUCAGAAGCGGUGGUGUAAGGUCAGGCGCUCCUGUGUAUCAAGGUCUUCGGGUUUGGAUGGGAGGCCUGUCCUGAUCAGGGAUGACAAAGUAAAGAAAGUCUUCAGUGUGACAAUGAGGGGACUGGAGAGGAAGGACACAGGCUGGUACUGGUGUGAUGAUGAUGGAUACUGGCAGAUCCCAGUUCAUAUUACUGUCAGUCUGAGAACUACAACCACAACUAGCACUGAACGUGCUGACAGUGUGUCCUCAGUGGGACGGGUGACUGUACAGAGAGGAGGAUCUGUCACCAUCCCAUGUUUCUAUGAGAAGAUAUAUCAACAACAUCUGAAAUACUGGUGCAGAGAUUAUUAUUCUUCAGAUUCAUGUACUCCCAUAGUACGCAGUGACUCUCCACAGACGAAGGAUGACGUGUCAAUCAGAGAUGAUCCUGACCAGCGAGUCUUCACUGUGAGCAUGAACAAUCUGCAAACUGGGGACUCCAAUUACUACUGGUGUGGUGUGGAGAUCAGCAGAGGUUCAGCUGUGGGAACAUGGAUGCAGCUGUCAGUCACUGCGGGUUCCCCAGGGCUGUCAGUGGACAAACAGGAGGUGACGGGUGUGGAAGGAGACAGUGUCACUGUUCAGUGUCGCUAUACAGACAGUUACAGUCAGAAGCGGUGGUGUAAGGUCAGGCGCUCCUGUGUAUCAAGGUCUUGGGGUUUGGAUGGGAGGCCUGUCCUGAUCACGGAUGACAGAGAAAAUAACGUCUUCAGUGUGACAAUGAGGGGACUGGAGAGGAAGGACACAGGCUGGUAUUGGUGUGAUACUGGAAACGUGCAGAUCCCAGUUCAUAUUACUGUCAGUCUGAGAACUACAACCACAACCAGCACUGAAAGUGCUGACAGUGUGUCCUCAGUGGGACGGGUGUCUGUACAGAGAGGAGGAUCUGUCACCAUACCAUGUUCCUAUGAAGACCGUUAUAAAACACAUGUGAAAUACUGGUGCAGAAAUUAUUAUUCUUCAGAUUCAUGUACUCCCAUAGUACGCAGUGACUCUCUACAGAAGAGGAAUGAAGUGUCAAUCAGAGAUGAUCCUGACCAGCGAGUCUUCAAUGUGACUAUGAACAAUCUGACAGAUGGGGACUCUGGUUACUACUGGUGUGGUGUGGAGAUCAGCGGAGGUGCAGCUGUGGGAACAUGGAUCCAGCUGUCAGUCACUGAAGGUGUGUCCACAGUGAACACAGUGUCUGUACAGAGAGGAGGAUCUGUCACCAUCCCAUGUUACUAUGACAACAUGUAUCAACAACAUGUGAAAUACUGGUGCAAUGGGAGUGGCUGGAGUUCAUGUACUCCCAUAGUACGCACUGAUUUCCCAAAGAUAAGUAGAGAAGUGUCAAUCAUAGAUGAUCCUGACCAGCGAGUCUUCAAUGUGACCAUGAACAGUCUGACAGCUGAGGACUCUGGUUCCUACUGGUGUGGUGUGGAGAUCAGCAGAGGUUCAGCUGUGGGAACACAAGUUUACCUGUCAGUCAGGGCCAGAAAUCUCUAG
Messenger RNA from Brienomyrus brachyistius, 2130 nucleotides. RefSeq names its product polymeric immunoglobulin receptor-like. The coding region runs from base 142 to 2130 and encodes 662 amino acids. The transcript has 9 exons. NCBI's taxonomy places the organism in Eukaryota, Metazoa, Chordata, Actinopteri, Osteoglossiformes, Mormyridae. The record is from RefSeq and is a predicted model, not a curated record.